Molecule: messenger RNA, 344 nt
Organism: Scomber scombrus (Atlantic mackerel)
Lineage: Eukaryota; Metazoa; Chordata; Actinopteri; Scombriformes; Scombridae
Gene: selenok
Product: selenoprotein K
Exons: 4
Biological process (GO): calcium ion transport; endoplasmic reticulum calcium ion homeostasis
Cellular component (GO): endoplasmic reticulum membrane; Golgi apparatus
Source: RefSeq, a predicted model, not a curated record
AAAACGGACCCGGAAGUGCAGCUGUAAACAUUGGUGAAAGCUGUUAUCUUCUGUUAAAGAUGGUGUACGUGGCUAAUGGUCAGGUCCUGGACAACAGGAUGCAGUCGCCAUGGCGGCUGUCUCUCCUGGUCGAUCUCUUCUGGGGAGUAGUGGAGUUUUUCGGACUGUUUUUCAAGACAAUAAUUCAUCCUGACAUGACAAAGGAUGGAUACGGCGGUUCGUCAAGCUACAGUGAUGGCAGAGGUCCUCCAGGUCCCCCUGGUAGUAGAAGAAGGAUGGGAAGAGUAAACCAUGGUGCAGGUCCCAACGCCCCACCAAUGGGUGGAGGAGGAUGAGGAAGGUAA